AUGUCCGGAGCGGCGCCCGACGCCGAGUCCGGCCGAGAGGGCUUCACCUGCAGCGCGCUGCUCGUGUGCCUCUACCUGCCGGGCCUGUCCAAGAAGAAGCCGGAGGAGGCGAUCAGCACCAGCCCGCCGACAGCAGAGACGGCACCGGACCGGCCUGCCGAGCAGCAAGAGGCCCCGUACGCGCCGAGCCGUGCCGCGUCGCUGGAGAAGUCUGAGUGCGCGUCGCUCUACUCCCGCAACAACAUCGUCUUCGACUUCGUCGUGGAGGAAGUGGAUCAGGCGCCAGCCCAGGCGGCGAUCCAUGGGUACUGCCCGUCCUCGUGCUUCGACCUGCCCGUGGAGCUGAUAAGGGCCGGCGAACGAUUUGGCGGCGUCGCCGCUGACAGCGAGGCGACGACGCCUGCCACGGCCGCGUUCGUGUUCGACGACGGCCAGCGAGGGGGCGCUUUGAAGAAGAUGGCGUCGUGCCUGGCACCCGGCGUCGACGCCAGCAGCGAGCCUCGGUCGCCGCACCUCCUGAGGUUCUUGUCUGCGUCCUGUUGUUCUAGCGUGCCGCGGCCUCUCGUGAUGCCAUCCCGUGACGCGCCGCAGGGUGAAUCGGUGAUGGUGCCAGCGUGCAAUGCAACGAAUGGCGGCUGUCUGUCGUGA
Miscanthus lutarioriparius is the source of this 648-nucleotide messenger RNA. Lineage: Eukaryota; Viridiplantae; Streptophyta; Magnoliopsida; Poales; Poaceae. The record is from the annotation of a GenBank genome assembly.